UCGUUCAUUCCUCCACUGAACUUGUUCAUUUUCCCUGGAGUAAUCAGUGAGUGCUUCCUCUUGUCGCCAUUGAGGCAUCCCCUUCUCUCAUUCUGCAUAGGAUUCUUAGCUUGUUUGUUGGGCAUUCAAACUUCCGCUGAACUUAGCUUAGGUAGAAUGAAUGUUACUGGAGGAAAAAACAUUUUGAGUGUGAUAAUUCGGUCGGGGUUCAUUGGGAGACUCAGCUUCAGCUAGUAUUUCAAGUCGUGAAUCUUGUUGGAGCCUCUUCGGAGGUAGGAGUUUCUGUGAAUCAGUAGCAGCGAAAAGCACCUUAUGAGCCAGUUGUAGCCGACGUCGAGGGUGAGCUUGGUGAGUUAGCUGCUUGAGUUUUUGGGACUGACCCCGUUCAGGGCCACACUGUUGGGUUACUAGCUGCCCUGA
Messenger RNA from Linum tenue, 420 nucleotides. Lineage: Eukaryota; Viridiplantae; Streptophyta; Magnoliopsida; Malpighiales; Linaceae. The record is from the annotation of a GenBank genome assembly.